CGCCCCGCACUGGUGGGACCAGCUGCGGGCUGGCAGCUCAGAAGUGGACUGGUGCGAGGACAACUACACCAUCGUGCCUGCCAUCGCCGAGUUCUACAACACGAUGCUGUGACAGAUGCAGUCCGUGGAGGUGGCCACCCUUCACCAGUCGUAGAGCCUGUUUCAGAGCAUGCCGUCAGGUGUGGACAGGUGCCCACAGAGGAUGAGCUGGUGCAGGGCUGGGUGUUUUCAACAGCAGUAACUGAGAUUCUCCAUUUGGAAGUGGAGAGUACUACUAAGGAUUUCACCAGAGUUAAAGAAGAAAUGACAGCUUGCGGACAGGUUCUCACACACCCAGCAAGAUCAGCAACGCCUUGUUUUUCAUUUUACCGCCCAUCUGCAUGUGCUUGUUUCGUCAGUAUGCAACAUGCUUCAACAGUGGCAUCUACUUAAUAUGGACUCUCUUAGUUGUAGUGGGAAUUGGAUCUGUCUACUUCCAUGCAACCCUUAGUUUCCUGGGUCAGAUGCUUGAUGAACUUGCCAUCCUUUGGGUUCUGAUGUGUGCUCUGGCCAUGUGGUUCCCCAGAAGGUAUCUACCAAAGAUCUUUCGGAAUGACAGGGGCAGGUUCAAGGCGGUGGUCUGCAUCCUGUCUGCAGUUACAACAUGCCUGGCGUUUGUCAAGCCUGCCAUCAACAACAUCUCUCUGAUGACCCUGGGGGUUCCUUGCACGGCGCUGCUCAUUGCCGAGCUAAGGAGGUGUGACAAUGUGCGUGUUUUUAAGCUGGGCCUCUUCUCGGGCCUCUGGUGGACUCUCGCCCUCUUCUGCUGGAUCAGUGACCGGGCCUUCUGUGAGCUGCUGUCGUCCUUCCACUUUCCCUACCUGCACUGCGUGUGGCACAUCCUCAUCUGCCUGGCUGCCUACCUGGGCUGCGUGUGCUUCGCCUACUUUGAUGCUGCCUCCGAGAUCCCGGAGCAAGGCCCGGUCAUCAGGUUCUGGCCCAGUGAGAGAUGGGCCUUCAUCGGCGUCCCCUACGUGUCCCUUCUGUGCGCCAACAAGAAAUCGCCAGUCAAGAUCACGUGACGGCGGGGCGGUGGCUGGCCUCUCUGCCUAUGUUCCCUCACAGCCCUCCACUUCAUCUGCCAGCGGGGUUCGCAGAGUCGGGGGUGGGGUCUGUCUUUUAAAAGUUCUGUUCCCCUGGGUUCUAACUAGUGUGUCUGUGGACCGCCAGGACUCCACGGUGCCUGGGGAGCAGCGGGGGUCUUGGCCUUUCCCAAAGCUGGGAAUGGAGGGCCGAGGGGCACUAGGCGUGUCUUCUCCGCGUCCCCUCCGGGCCGCAGUGCGCCUGGGGCUGCAUGCGUCAUGGUGAUGGCAGAGCCAUCCUGAGGCGGACCCAGCGCUGCACACGCCUCGCUUCCUGGAGAGAAUGUGUUCCAGACCCAACUGGUCCAUGUGCUCUCGGAGCGGACCUUCCCGUGACAGACAAAUCCUGCGCCAGACAAGACCCUCUGACUGUCUGAUGGAAGAGGCCAGAGGUGGGGACAGUUCAUGUGGGGAAACUGUCCUAAAACGAAAGCAAACAAAUGGAACUCACACAGGGCUUGUGGCUAAGGAGGCUGGUUUCCCCCUUGCAGCUCUCUGUAACCCAGCGUUUACAUGCGUGUGUGAAUCCUUUUCCUGCUACCUCUGCUGAGAGAUGGAGACUUGACUUCAGAUCAGGGUGAAGCUAACAAGAAAAACCCUGUAUGCCAAAAAACACACUCCACUUUAAGCCAUUAUUGAAGAUAAACACAGUUUUUAAAUGCUGACGUGGUCUCCCCUCUCCGCCCCAGUAGCCUCAAGCACACAGAGACGUCUAGCUACGGGUGGGUGAGUUCCUACAGAGACCUAACCCCGCCCCCACCUUACUGCUUGACCUCUGUGACAUUGCCAAAGGCCUGUGACAAUCGUGGUGGGGGUCCUGGUUCAAAAUUUGGAGCAAGCAUGAAGUUUUAGAAGUUGUUCUCAUUGGAAGCCUCCUGUAUGUUGUCGAAUUCUGGAAAUUAUCCUCAAGAUUUUGCCGUUUCUUUCUUUGAUCUUUACUGUGGGAAUUACACUCAGUCUUCUCACAGCAUGAGGUGCUUCCUGUGGUUUCUCCCACUUGCUUUUCCUAAGUGCUGGCCGGCACUACACACUGGCUGCUUUGGGUGCAGCAGGGCAAAUCUCUUGCCUUCUGAGUUUUUCUCACCUAAAGUGACACUGGCUGCAACUCCUCUCCUCUUCACUGGGCUGAAGGGAAGACUCUGCACGUGUCUUCAAGGUGUGAGGUGGCUAUUCAUGACCUCAGGGAUACUCAUUUUAACUCAGGCAUCUCGCGCUUUGCACCAUUUCACGUGGGAGAGGGCAGAACAGCUGUGUCCUUCUUGUGUGGAUGGGAAUCCCAUCACUGUCCUAAGUAUUUAAGAGUUGGGCAGUAGCAAUUUUUGGCUUGUCUCGGAACUCUUACUCUGAUUAGAAUUUGCACAGGAUCGAAGGUGAAAAGUCCGAGAAGCAGAUGAAUUUAGACUUUAGAAAUGAGUGACUUUAUUCUAUUCCUAUGGUUUUCAAAUUAUUUUAGCAGGCAGAACCCUGUUUGCAGUAAGAAAUCUUUUUGGAACCCUAAUGUGUGAAGUCAGUUGUAUUUUAUUAGCUUAAAUUUAUUUUGAGGUUAAGCUUAUAGCAUUUUGUGAAUACUAUAGAAGGCAGUGAAAAUGCAAAUGAACAAGUUGGUGGUUUCCAAGGUAGAAACAUUUAGUAUUGAAUGAGUAUACAUGUUGCUUUAUUAUAGUUAAAAAAGCAGUAUUUGAAUUAAAUACUCGUGGAAUCUUUAAUGUACUGAUAUGAGACCUAGGUGGCUUGUGGAACAGGGUUGGAAAACUACUCUUAAGUCCUUUGGGGUUCAAGUCUAGAAUGUUCUUUAAAGGGAAAUGUCAGACCAUCCUCUCUUCAGAUUGACCCACCAGCCAUGGAUUCUGGUCUUAUCCAUCCUGCAGUAUAAAAAUGCUCCAAGUAGGGAGUUUGUUGUAUUUUAAGCCCAGCUCUUUUAGUGGGGAAUAGUCAAUAAGGAGAAGCAGAGAGUGCAGGAAAUGUUUUGUGUGUGUGAGGUUUAAUUUGUCUUGAAAGUUCCUUAGUGAUAGGGGCAUUGUCCCAACCAUUAAGGAGGGACCAUUUCUCCCUAUGAAGUGAAGGGUGUGUUCCCUGGGAGACACCACCUCCAGCCCCCAAGGCUUUGACCUUGCCCUUCUGGAAGGUUCUGAGUGACCUUUGGAAAUAGGGAUAAAUGUGACUGCUGAAAGUAAGGAAGUAAGUACACUAACUCACAGGGCUAUUUCUGUCCUCCUUCUACGAGACAAAUGACUAAGUUAAGUUUCGGAAAGGAUGCUUUUGUAAUGAAAACCAGAAUGCCCUUCUAGAGAUUGGUUUUAAUGAGAUGAGGGCUGAGAAAAAAGUGUGGAUUGGGGUAUAUUUGAGGAAGACAAGACUUAACGCUACUUUGGAACAGAAAUCACUAUGUUUGCCAGCGUGGGAUGGUAAAUCAAGAGAGUAGGAAUAUACCAAUCUUACUUUAAGUUAGGUUUAUGGCAUCAUGCUCUUAUAGCACUACAUGCUUUUUAAAGAAAAUAGGGAUAUUAAGAAGAGUUGAUGGAGAAGAAAAAAAGUAAUCUGUAUUUCUAUAGCUCAAGGACUACAACCAUUGUUAAUAUAUUUUGGUUUCUUUCCUUCUCAUCUUUUUUUUUUUCUCCUAAUAUAGUUGUCAAUAGAUGUCUUUUAGAGCUGACAGUUGAUCUUGUACCUUGAAUGGAAUAUAAAUGCCAGUUGUAUAUUUUUCCUAAAGGGCAGGUUUGGGAUUACGAGGAUUAGCUAUACUCUUGAGUGUUCCUCACUGGAUUCUAAGACUUACUACUGAGUCUUCCCUUUUAAAUGAGCCUCACACGAAUGGGCCCUAAGAAAUAAUGAACGGAACUCUACUUUUUUGAUAUGCUUCUGCACUUAGAUGGACAAGUCAUAGAAAACAGCUGUUAAAUAUAUGGUUCUACAGGUUUUGAUGUUUUCAGAUUUAAAAAAAGUGAAUCGCUUAUUUCAUUAAUCGAUGUGCGAUCUUUUGUUUUCCUCCUGAUAAUUCAGCGAAGUGGAGAUUUGACAUUUAGAAGUUAGGUCGUGGCAGUUACUCAGCAUGGCUAUUAGAUAUUUGUUCUGGUUAGUAUUUGCCUAAGAUAGAUACCCAGCAGGAACUGGAUUUAGAAUAUUAAAAACAUUUAUUUACCAAGUGAUAAUUUCAGUUAAUGAUUCUUGUUUUAUAGUGCUUGAUGAUUUUAGUAUUUUCUCCCCUUUACUAUUAUAAUAUAAAACAAGCACUUCAGUGAAUAUAUUGCAGGUGUUUGGAGAUGAGAUAUUUAUAUCUGUUUGGUAAUAGGCUACGUUUGGGGGGAACUCUGUGCCUUUCCCUCUGAAGAGUGCCUAUAAAACAUUAACUGUGGAUCAGAGAUGUUCUGUUGGGGGACUGAGUUUGAUGGUCAUCAAGCACAGGCUUUGUAAAAAUACCAUCACCUGUUCUAUUUAUUGGAUUUCUCAGGUGUGUGAAAACUGCUUACUAGUUCAUCAUGCUUAUGUGAGCCGGUACCAUACUGGAGGCUCCAAAAUUGGGAUGUGGUCCUUCCCUGGCCCUUCAUCCCUCAGGGCUGACGUGGAACCAUCUCUGGGGGACAGGUGAGGGCUGAAGCUUGCCUGGCCAGAGCCCCUCUCAUAGUUCCUAAUUCCCAAAUGAACGUGGAACCUUUAAUAGCCAGCUCUUUGCCUGGGUGCUGCCAAUCCAGCUGGUCAAAGAGGAGUCUUGGGCCAGGUUGGAAUUCUCAAUGGAUUUUAUAGACAUAGUUCUCCUACAGAUUUUUUUUUAAUGGCCCCUACUCUAAGGGACUAAUUGUUUGAAUUGUAUCUUUCCCUAUUUGUUAAACCAGAUUUAAGACCAUUUCGUAACCACAAUAUGUAAUCAGAGCAAAUAGAGUAUUUUCAGAUGACCUUGUUUUAUACUUCAUAUGGGGUGUGCUGUAUAAGGGUGGUAGGCCCACUGGCUGGGGUAGCAUUUAAUCUCCAUUACUUUAGGAAUAAUUUAAGGCCUUUUGAAAUGGAGCUUUUGCACUUUAUGCUGUUUUCGUGAACUGUCUGUGAUGGCUGUGUUUGAUAUUAAAGCAUUUUCUGUGAAUACAUGUGUUUGUGUUUAUUUCCAAAAUGAUUUCUGCAGCAGCUGCAGUGAGAAAUACAUUUAAUGGAUUGUA
Hippopotamus amphibius kiboko is the source of this 5269-nucleotide messenger RNA. RefSeq names its product alkaline ceramidase 2 (gene ACER2). The record is from RefSeq and is a predicted model, not a curated record. Gene Ontology annotation, molecular function: hydrolase activity, acting on carbon-nitrogen (but not peptide) bonds, in linear amides. NCBI's taxonomy places the organism in Eukaryota, Metazoa, Chordata, Mammalia, Artiodactyla, Hippopotamidae. The transcript has 7 exons. The coding region runs from base 381 to 1061 and encodes 226 amino acids. Gene Ontology annotation, cellular component: membrane. Gene Ontology annotation, biological process: ceramide metabolic process.